This is a messenger RNA of Mesorhabditis spiculigera, 207 nucleotides long. The record is from the annotation of a GenBank genome assembly. NCBI's taxonomy places the organism in Eukaryota, Metazoa, Nematoda, Chromadorea, Rhabditida, Rhabditidae.
AUGACCGUAGCCAUCAACGACGCCGGCGCCCGGUUUCCAGACCCGGCCGCUUCGUUAAUGGGUGCAUAUAAGACUGACAACGGGUCAUAUGUUUGGGAUGAUGGCUCACCAAUGGAUUAUAUAGCAUGGGCUACCGGCGAGCCGAGCGACAACGGAAGUUGCGUCGCGAUGUAUUCCUACCGUGCCGGUAGCUUCGUCAGAGUUGUG